Molecule: messenger RNA, 849 nt
Organism: Lottia gigantea (owl limpet)
Lineage: Eukaryota; Metazoa; Mollusca; Gastropoda; Lottiidae
Exons: 8
Coding region: 1-849 (282 amino acids)
Biological process (GO): fatty acid elongation, monounsaturated fatty acid; fatty acid elongation, polyunsaturated fatty acid; sphingolipid biosynthetic process
Cellular component (GO): endoplasmic reticulum membrane
Molecular function (GO): fatty acid elongase activity
Source: RefSeq, a predicted model, not a curated record
AUGCGACCAUGUCAAAAAGAUCAAACGGAAAUUAUGGAUUAUGUAAACAAAUUACAGACUAGUUAUAUAGAAGAAACAGAUAAACAAGUUAUAGGAUGGGGUUUGAUGGAGUCUGCAUAUCCCACUAUCUCAAUAUUAGUUACUUAUUUAUUUAUUGUAUAUUAUGGUCCAAAAUAUAUGGAAAAUAGGAAACCGUUUAAUUUAAAAUAUGUUCUAUUGGCAUAUAAUAUAUUUCAAGUUAUAUUUUCUACCUAUGUAUUUAUUGAGUUAUUAGUAUCAGUGUCGCAUACAAAUAUUAAGUUACUGUGUCAGUCCUAUGAAAAAAUAGAUUAUUCUGACGAUGAAUAUAUAAAACGAGUUGCAAGGUGUCACUGGUUGUAUUUCAUAGCCAAAUUAAUAGAAUUACUAGAUACGAUAUUUUUUGUACUUAGAAAAAAGAAUAACCAGAUUACUAUAUUACAUGUAUAUCAUCAUGUCAUUAUGGCGUUUAGUUGGUAUUUUGUUGUUAGAUUUCUUGUAAUUUAUAGCACGUACAUAAUACCAUUAAUAAACAGUUUUGUUCAUAUAUUGAUGUACGGGUAUUAUUGUUUAUCAGCCCUGGGACCACAAAUGCAACCUUAUCUAUGGUGGAAAAAAUACCUCACUAAAAUACAAAUGUUUCAGUUUGCUAUCAUUAUAAUCCAUACUGGAGCUAAUUGUUUCAUACCAAAUUGUGGAUUCCUAUUACCUGUUAUGUUACAUUGCCUAUUUACCACCAUUGUUAUAGCUAUACUCUUUGCUAACUUCUAUUACCAAGCCUAUAUCAAUCAAGAUAAAACUAAUAAUAAUAAAGAAAAGAAAAGACGUUAG